Molecule: messenger RNA, 2402 nt
Organism: Octodon degus (degu)
Lineage: Eukaryota; Metazoa; Chordata; Mammalia; Rodentia; Octodontidae
Gene: Foxo4
Product: forkhead box O4
Exons: 3
Coding region: 413-1966 (517 amino acids)
Biological process (GO): regulation of transcription by RNA polymerase II
Cellular component (GO): nucleus
Molecular function (GO): DNA-binding transcription factor activity, RNA polymerase II-specific; RNA polymerase II cis-regulatory region sequence-specific DNA binding
Source: RefSeq, a predicted model, not a curated record
GCGGGUUUGGGGGAGGGCAGUGAUCCGGGAGGAGGAAAUUUGGGAGGAGUGUCCGGGGGGCAGCAACUUAAAAGGGGGAGGGAACUGCGGCUGAGAAGACGAUCGGUGAUGGGAGCGCAAUGUAUGAGGGGAUACGGUGCCUCAGGUUUAAAAGAGCAGGAAGCUGAGUGAGAGCUUGGAGAAAGUGUCUUCGCUAGGCGGCGGUUACAGGUGGUGUCUAGAAAGAGCUCCGAGGCUCAAGGCUGUAGUCGGCAGGGGAUCGGAGAGCUGUGUGGAAGGGACAGUUUAGUCCUAAAGCGGGGCGCGGGGGCAGUUCCUGACUUUCUGGGAACAGGCAGGAAUGUGCCUCCUGGCCCUCGGUGCUUCCCCCCUUGGGGGGGGCAUGGUGAGGGACUCUGGCAGGCUCCACUGAAUGCUGAGUCGCGGAGGUCCAGUUCCACGUAUGGAUCCAGGGAAUAAGAAUUCAGCCACAGAGGCUGCCGCGAUUGUAGACCUCGAUCCCGACUUCAAACCCCAGAGCCGUCCGCGCUCCUGCACCUGGCCCCUUCCUAGACCAGAGCUUGCUACGGAGCCGCCUGAGCCGCCCGAGGUGGAGCCAGGUCUGGGACCGAAGGUACACACGGAGGGGCGCUCCGAGCCCAUCCUGUUGCCCUCUCGGCUCCCAGAGCCGGCAGGGGGCCCCCAGCCGGGCAUUCUGGGGGCAGUAACAGCAGGUCCUCGGAAGGGGGGCUCCCGCCGGAAUGCCUGGGGAAAUCAGUCAUAUGCAGAACUCAUCAGCCAGGCCAUUGAAAGCGCCCCGGAGAAGCGACUGACACUCGCGCAGAUCUAUGAAUGGAUGGUCCGCACUGUGCCCUACUUCAAGGACAAGGGUGACAGCAACAGCUCCGCGGGAUGGAAGAAUUCUAUCCGCCACAACCUGUCCUUGCACAGCAAGUUCAUCAAGGUUCACAACGAGGCCACAGGCAAGAGCUCGUGGUGGAUGUUGAACCCUGAGGGAGGCAAGAGCGGCAAGGCACCCCGCCGCAGGGCUGCUUCCAUGGAUAGCACCAGCAAGCUGCUUCGGGGCCGCAGCAAGGCCCCCAAGAAGAAACCAUCUGUGCUUCCAGCUCCGCCUGAAGGUGCCACUCCCACAAGCCCUAUGGGCCACUUCGCCAAGUGGUCUGGCAGCCCUUGCUCUCGAAGCCGUGAGGAAGCCGAUGUGUGGACCACCUUCCGUCCACGAAGCAGUUCAAAUGCCAGCACUGUCAGCACUCGUUUGUCCCCCAUGGGACCAGAAUCUGAGAUGCUGGCAGAGGAGGAAAUACCAGCGUCAGUCAGCAGCUAUGCAGGGGGUGUCCCCCCGCUAAAUGAAGAUCUAGAGCUGCUGGAUGGGCUCAAUCUCACAUCUCCCCACUCGCUGCUAUCCCAGAGCAGCCUGUCAGGCUUUUCUCUGCAGCAUGCCGGGCUUACUGGCCCCUUACACGCCUAUAGCGCCCCCCUCUUUGGUGCAGCAGAAGGGCCCCUGUCAGCAGGAGAAGGGUGCUUCUCAAGCUCCCAGUCUCUGGAGGCCCUGCUGACCUCUGAGACACCACCACCACCUGCUGCCGAUGUCCUCAUGACCCAGGUAGAUCCUAUUCUGUCCCAGGCUCCCACACUUCUGUUGCUGGGGGGAAUACCUUCCUCCAGUAAGCUGCCCACCGGAGUGGGCCUAUGUUCCAAGCCCCUAGAUGCCCCGGGCCCCAGCAAUCUGGUUCCCAGCCUUCCUGUAGUGGUGCCAGCUCCAGUCAUGGCAGGUGCUCCCAUGCCCAAGGCCCUGGGAACUCCUGCGCUCACACCUUCUGCUGGAGCAGCAGGCCACGACAGAAUGCCUCAGGAUCUAGAUCUUGAUAUGUACAUGGAGAACCUGGAGUGUGACGUGGAUAACAUCAUCAGUGACCUCAUGGAUGAGGGUGAGGGACUGGACUUCAACUUUGAGCCAGAUCCCUGAGUCGUGGCUGGAAGCUUUGUCCCCUGCUUCAGAGAUGGAGCCAGAUGCAUUCAUAUCCACUCCUUUCCCUUGAGCCCUCCCCAGGAAUUUGAGACCCUGCUCCAGAGCUAGGGUGGGGUCUAGUCACACAAACGGGUAUUGAGGAUUGUGAAGAUAAAGCUGCCCCAUAUGGGGUUGCUGGGGGGUGAGGGGAAGGGAAGAGUUUAUUCUCACUGUGCCAAUUAGGAGGUAAGGCCCUUUCUCUGGAGCCAUCCUCAGCUUCCCCCAUUCCCAUCCCUAGAAGCAGGGGCCAGCAAUGCUGUUGGAAAUGUGAAGUCACCAGUGGCCUUACCCCUGCCUUUGGGAGCAGGGUUUUUUGUAGAGUCUUAUCUGAGCUAGACCAGGCUAAAUUGAGCCUGGGAUUUUUAUGCAGUGGCCCCUUAGGCCAGUGGUGUGG